Benincasa hispida (wax gourd) is the source of this 2433-nucleotide messenger RNA. The record is from RefSeq and is a predicted model, not a curated record. NCBI's taxonomy places the organism in Eukaryota, Viridiplantae, Streptophyta, Magnoliopsida, Cucurbitales, Cucurbitaceae.
ACUCAAGUUUGCAGUGUUAAAAACCCUAUGUUCGAAAAUUCUUUUUAACUUUAUUUUCUUUCCUAUUGCCAUCUAAACACACAUUCGAAUCUCUUUUCAAACAUCUCGAAUUUCAAAUUUGAGGGUUUAUAAUCUUUCUUGAAUCCAACUUUAGGUAAACUUGUAAUUUACAGGAUAAAUUUCCGUCUGAACUCUCAUAUUCCGCCUCCCGCUUCCUUGCAGCUUCGAUUCUGUUUCUGCCCUUUGAACAUCGCCAUUGAAUGGCUUACCAGAGCUUCAUGGCGCAUCGGUAGGUCAUAUAUCUCUCUCUCUUCAUUUUUCCUGAUUAGGCUUUUGUUUAUUGCGGUAUCGUUAUGGGUUGCGAUCUUAUUCAUGCUUUGUUUAUCUGCUGAAUUGGAUUAUAUGUACUGCGUUGCACCACCUCACUGUAAGGUAGCUGCUGAAAUUUCGUAGAAAAUUAGCCCAUUAGUUCAAAAUUUUUGUCUGUUGCUCAAGUUCUUCUCUUCUUGCUGAUUGAAACGCUCCUUUUCUAGCUUUUCCCUUUCCAUUAUUUCUUGAUCUCUGCAAUAUGUUUCCAAUUCGAGCUAAUUCAUUGUCCUCCUUCAUUUUCGAGUUUCAGUUUAUCUUUUAUCCAUUAUAAUUAUUUACGAUUGAGUCUAGGUUGAAUUUACGAACUCUUAUCUGUGUCUACUCUUAUCGAAUUUAGUUAUUCUCACCCUACUCGAUUCCAAUUGUCAGCCAUUUCUAUUUCCCAAUGAUGACAAUUAUUUCUUAAGCCUUUCAUUCCCAAUAAUCUUAUUUAUGUUUCUCCAAAUUACUAGAAUCCCUCAUCGUUUCAGCCAGACUCGUGCUUUUGUUGAUGCAAAGGUCAAAUGGGUUAGAGAUCCGUACCUUGAUUUUGCAGUUCAAAGAGAGAAAAAUCUCAGACAAGUAAUUUCGCUUAAGAAUAUAAUCGUUUCGAGUCCUUUAAAAUUUCUGCCACUUUCCAAUGUUUCUUUGCUGAAACAGAACCUCAAAAUCCCCACGACCACCAUCUCCAAGUUCUUCGAGUUAUACCCCUCUGUUUUCAUCCAAUUCCAGCCUAGUGUUGGCUUCCAUCCUCAUGUCAAGCUCACCUCACAAGCUUUACUUCUCCACAAGGAAGAAUCAACUAUUCAUAUUUCUCAACCACAUAGGGACGAUGUUGUGAAGAGGUUGGCAAAACUAUUGAUGCUCACAGGAGCUGGGAAAUUGCCCCUAUAUAUCAUUGAGAGGCUGCAAUGGGAUUUGGGUCUACCCUACAGGUUCAUUCCAACUCUUCUUGCUGAUUAUCCUGAAUAUUUUCAGGUUUGUAGUGUGAGAGAUUAUUUAACAGGUGAACAGACUCUUGCAUUAGAGUUACUUUCUUGGAGGAAAGACCUUUCAGUCUCUGAACUGAAGAGAAGGGAAUGUCUGGAAGGUAAUCUUGGGAGUAGGAAUAGAAGUCAUAUUGCCUUUCGAAUGAGUUUCCCAAGAGGUUUCGAUUUGCAGAAGAAGGUGAUGAAUUGGGUGGAGGAGUGGCAGCGCCUGCCCUACAUUUCACCCUAUGAAAAUGCAUUCCAUUUAGCACCAAAUAGUGACCAAGCUGAAAAAUGGGCUGUGGCAGUUCUCCAUGAGUUGCUUUACCUUAUGAUCUCAAAGAAAACCGAAAAAGAGAACAUCUUCUGCUUGGGAGAGUAUUUGGGAUUCGGUUCUAGGUUCAAGAAAGCCUUAGUUCAUCACCCAGGUAUAUUUUAUGUGUCAAACAAGAUUAGAACACAAACUGUCGUUCUUCGAGAGGCCUAUAAGAAGGACUUUUUAAUAGAAAAGCACCCUUUGAUGGGCACGAGGCAUCAGUACCUUCACCUUAUGAACAAAGUUGUAAGGAGACCUAGACCAGGCAUCAUAUUAGCCUCUUCUAGAGCUAAAAGACGAAAGACUCUCUUUGCCAAUUAAGAAGUUUAACUGAAUGAACUCCAUUGCGCAUUUUCAGUUGUCGGUUGAGGAAGACAAUGCUCUUUCAAAACAGUGCAUUUCAUUAGUGAGAACAAUUCCAUUGAACCCUACAUGAUCAGACAUGGUAUGGCUGCUGUUGAAGUGUUUUUUCUUUAAGGCUUGGUGACAUCUGUAUAGAGCAUCAGAGACAUUUUCUUAGCCAAAAUGAGUUGAGCUUAGCAGUAAUUGACGUACACUCUCUUUUGAGAUAACAACUUCGAUCCUUCAUUUCGGCAAUUGUUGAUACUUUAAAAGUUCUUGCAAAGAGACUUGUUGAAGGUGAUUAAAAAGAUGUAACUCCAGAUACAUAAUGUACGCAAUUAAGGGUAGGUUUAGGAAGGUUUAAGUUAGUCAUUUAGGAAGAAUGGUGGAAGCAACAGAAAUACUUACAUGUCUAAAGUUUUGACUAAAUAUAAUAUAAUUUUGCGUCAGUUUUGAGUU